CUGCAACACUUGAACUUGCACAAAGAAAGAGGAGGAACACCUUGGCUCAUGCAAAUGCGGUCUUAGUCAGAGUCUCCUCAGAAAAGCGCUGUGUGCUGGCUGAGGCAGAGCAGGGGAGUCUUCUUCUCCUCCUCAGCCUCCCUCGCUCCUCCCCCCAUCCACUGAGUUAUUCACUAUUUGAGCCUCCAGGAGAGGAAGGAAAGUCAGACACUGUAGAGACAGAGGGACAAGGAGCUGUUAGUCCCACACACUCCCACCACAAAGCCACCACAGAUAGCCAGGGAGUGUGAAAUUUGGCAAUCCAUCACCUUCUCUAAUUCACUAAUCUAAACUCUUAGUUUCAUCACAUGAGGAGGGAAAGAUGGCUCCUUCAGUGAAUCUUUCUUUCCUUCACUCCUGUCUCUGAAGGUUUUAUUUUUGUUACACUUUCAGGAUUUUCUUUCUCCUGUCUGGAAUACCAUCCCUGUGGACUUUCUGGACCUUCCUCCGAUGCUGACUGACCCGUGUCGAGCCAUGUCCAUGGGGUCAGACGUCCGAGAUCUGACCCUCUUAUCUCCAGCGCCUCCCAUGCCGUCCUUACCAGGAGCCGGCGGCGGCUGUGGGAUGUCUGUCCCCGGUAGUGGACAAUGGACUCAGCUCCUGGACCUUCACCCCAGUUCUCCCUACAGUACCCUGCCAUCCCACCACUCCCUCAUCAAGCAGGAACCAGGAUGGGGGACUACUGACACCAUCGAAGACCCUCACUGUGGACUCGGGGCCUUCACGGUGCACUUCUCUGGCCAGUUUACGGGAUCGGGCCCCUGUCGAGUUGGGGCAUUCGGGGAGGGAACUGCAGGGCAAGCCAGGAUGUUCCCAAGUGGGACCUACCUGCCUGGCUGCAUGGAGAGUUCUCCUGCACCCAGGAACCAGGGUAAGGAUGCUCGACACCAGCCCCACCUCACUUAUCUCCGGUCUCUGACCAUGAAUCCUUAAGCCAGGGGGUCUUUGCAUCCUCACAUCUCCCACUGUUUGCAUUCAGCACAGAUCUCCAUAUUUAGAGGGCUGUCAUUAGUGUUGUGUCUCAGCAGGAUGUUAUGUGCAGUACUGGGUCACCCCGUCCCGUGUCAGGAAUGGGCUUGACAGUUUCCUGGUAGCGCUCUGGCACUGAUCCAUAGAACCAUUUACUCUGAUGUUUUAAAGGUAGUUUUUUUCUGGAAAUCAAAGUUUGAUUUUCAGUUACAACCAAAGACACUGUGUAGCGUUAGCGCACAUUUAUAAUUUUGUUUAAUUUAUCAUUUAAAAUGGAUAAUUAGGUUCCUCAUUCUUAAAGUUUUACAGGUCUGAAAACUCACUUCACUUUCUUUAUUGACUGGAAAUUUUAAACUUAUUCUACUUGAGCGUCUCAGCACACUUUGAUCAAUAAUUGGAUUUUACAUUGAAAAAAAUUUAAUCUAAGUCAUGAAAUUGAAAAAUACAGCAUACCAAUACAAACUUUAUAUUUGUGUUUAUGAGAUGCAGUUCUUUUAGGCAUGAAAUUCUCAUGCAUGCAUCUUAAAUUCAGGUACUUUUGUAGAAAUCACAUUCGAAUGAUGCGCUCGCUGCUCAUUAGAAAAUACUUUAGACACUAGGCCGAUUGGGUCAAUGGAGUCCCAACACUUUUCGGGGCUACCCUCUCCAAGCGGUAGAAAACGGCCUAGGUAAUGGUUCUGCCAAGGCCAAUAUCUUUUUUUUUUCUUGUUAAUCUUACACCAAUGCUGGAUUUUUAAUCAUAGCUAAACAGACAUAAAACUUCCUGAUCUACAUAAACUGUGUUACUAUUUCACAGGCCUGUUCUUUACCGGCUCUGAGUACUCUUGGGUCUCUAGAAGACCGAUACUACAUGGGCCUAUGUGUAAAGUAAAUGUUGGCUCGUCUAAACAAUUUUAAUGUAAGAAAAUGUGUGCAAAUCAGAUUAUUCUGGACCCCUCAUUCAUCCAGCAAAUUAAAAAAAGCCAAGAACACAACAGGUAGUGAGUAAAUAGAUAAGAACUUUAAUAAGUAAAUAAAUAGAUAAAUUUUUGUACCCAUUUUUAGACUAUUUCCCUGAAAUAAUUCUCAAAAUAAAUCUAGGAUAAAAAGUAAGAUAAAAGGAGAAUUAUAAGGUUGUUUUAGCGGACAGAUUAUUUUCUCUGGUAUUUUCUGAGCUUAUUUAACCUUCACUAAACAAAUGUCACUGGGGGGAUUGGAUAUUUUUAUUUGAAAUACUUUUCUGGGGUCUAAUUCUAUUUUAUUUUCCUCUGCGUUUUGUGUCCUACAUGUUAUGAUUCUGUUUGUACUGUAAACAGCGCUCAUGGGCCUUACAGCCCAGAGGUCAGGCUUCAAGCCUGAGUGGGACUGCGGGUCAGACUUUCAAAACAGCAUACAUGAAGUCUUGUUGCUUAGUGAAAGUAGUUUUUAAUAAAAACUAAAACAGUCAUCAUUUCUGUCCUCUGCAGACUUCAGGGAUUUAAAUAAGAAAGAACCAUGAGUCAUUUUUCUCUGAAGCCUCUCACCAUCCCUCUGAGGCCUGACUCAGGAUAUAUCAGCAUGGCUGCACUGUGUGUCACGACUAUUCGGUUACUUUUUAACAGGACAGAUAAGAAAAAAAUGAAGUGACAUGGGACCAGAGAUUUGUUUUUCUUUUCUUUUUUUAAAAAUAAAAGAAGUCUUGAAGUUGGUCUUUUAAAUGUAUUUGUGAUACUUCUUUUUUUUAACCAGAAUAAAAAAGGCGUCUGGUUUUCAUGAAGGCGAUACUACAGUUCAACAUCCUGCUUAAACAGCCUGGGUUAUUUAUUUAAUUAUAUUUAUUUAUUUUCUAAUUAAAAUAUGCAAAAUGCCUUAUGAUCAAACUUCUAAAUAGAGUGAAUAUUUUAUUUUUUUUUCAAAUGAUAAUGUUUUAAUAAAUCAAGAAAAGUACAGAUAAUAGAACUGGCAUUAGUGUUGUAGAAAUUUGUCCACAGCGCGCCACAUUGAAGCCCUUGAGGAGGAUCUUUUUCUAAUACUUUUUCACAUUUUUAUGAAAUAUUUCAGGCCUGAUUGAGGUCAGGAAAGGUCAGUUUUCCGCCCACGGUCCACAAAUUGAAUAAAAAUUGAAUUUAAUGGUCCGCUGUAUGUGUGUAAAGUGAAUCAAUACAUCAUUUUUACAUAACUUUCUCAAAUGUAACAUUCCUCUUAAACUUUAACUUCAUGCAUUUCUCGCAGAUAAUGUAAUAACUCACAAUGCUCUCUGUUUCGUAUAACUUUAAUUAAGUUAGCAUACAUGCAAUUCAUCACUUUCCAACCUUGUUUUUUUUUUCACUGAACGGACUCUACAGCAGCUCAUCUCAGCCCGUCUGUGGUGUGUUUGCCAAAUUUCUUUUUCCACCUGCCAUAAAUAUUGCAACCACAGGGCUGAAGAUAGAUGGGGGGAAAAAGAGCAUGUUACAAGGAAAAGGGAUUUAGUUGUUUAAUGAAUGUCUCUCUGUGGUGACCCGACCAGAGACUACGAGCCACUACCAGGGGGAUUGAGAUAACUGACCAGAUACUGGAGACUCUGCAGACUGCACAGUCUCUCAGUCUGUAGCAGGAUGCUAAUCUAAUGACUCCAGCAGGCGAAAAAGAUUAUUGAAACUUUCCCCUGCUCCUCUUGUCUGUUCUGUCCUCAGGUUAUGGAGCAGUGAGUUUAGACAGCAACCCCAGUUAUGGUCACACUCCGUCUCACCACACCCCUCAGCUCUCCAGCCUGUCCUUCAAACACGAGGACACGCUGUCGCCAAACAACAUAGGUGAGUGUCUUCAUCCUGACGCGUCUCUGCACUAAAUUGACUCGCAGACUGGAGGACUGUCAUGUCACAGCAAGGUUAUAUAAGUAACCAGUUAUUUUUCAUAUCACAACAGAGCCGCUGUCAGCCAUUGUCCUUCAUCUCCCUCCGUCUCUGCCUGCGCACACAUUUAUGCACGCAGGCAUACGUAAACACACACUCCCUCUCGCUCUUUAAGCACACCAAUGGUUAAUGACUCUGAUAACUGGAGGAAACGGCUUUAUGUGACUCUGCUGGAAUGUCAAAAACUGUCUGGGGAACAAUAUAGUAUAUGAGGCUGAAAAGGACCACUGUUACUGAUUGACCCGCUCGCUCUGGAAAACAAUCCAGCAGGUCAAUCAGGAACAGUGCAGACAUGCAUGCACAAAAUAUAACUUCAAAAACAGAUUUUUAUUUGACAAGCUUACUUUUUGAGUUAGGAUUCACGAAUUUGUGUCCAUCCGAAAGAGAAUCUGAAAUAAUUCAAAGAUUAUGAAGUAAAUUGAAGAGAUAAUCAGGGAGAGAUUAAGGCUGCGAAUCCUCUUUUUAACCACUCAAUGAGAAGAAAACACUAAAACGUUAAAAACAACACAGGUUGUGUUUUUUAUCACUUUAAUAGUUUUUAAAAACUUUUUAUGAAUGCAUUUUUUAUUUGAGUAACUUGUAAGUGUCUUUUGAAAGGUAUAAUCAUUACUUUUAAAAAGAUCAGAACAAAUCUAGUGUUUUGUAUACCGAGAGAAAGCAGUUUCAGCGAUGCCUUUCAUGAUUUAUAUUUUUUUAUAUAUUAUUUUUAUUUCAAACUUUUUUCUCCAGUUGAGCAGCAGUACCCGGCUCCCCCUCCAAUGUUCGGAUGCCACAACCCUCCAGAUACCUGCCCGAGCAGCCAGGCUCUGCUUCUGAGAAACUACAACAGGUACAAUUAUCCUCCUCUUAAUGCUCCUAUUGUUACUUUAUUUGACUCCAGCUACCUCAAAUCCCCUCAUGGUACUAUUCCCCUCCUCCCAAAAGUGUUCGGACUCCUCGCACAUCCAUUAAUGUCAGAUUCUUUCCACUAACACUGCAUGCUCGCCGGUGCGCUCGCUCACUCGCUGGUCGUUUUUUAAACGUGUGAACUCCCUCUGAUCCUGCCUCUGCACUGUCUGGUUUGUGAAUCCUAAUUUGUUCUGAGGUUAAGUGCUGCCCACUGCUGCUCAGCAGGCCAAAACAAACAGAGAGUGAUCUACUGCUGAUGUGUCCGAGUCCACCCUGAGGAAAAAUGAGGAGAAAAGUAAAAGAGACGAGUUCAGCCGAAGUGAAAGUUAAGUGCUGGUUGAGACUGGGAAUUUGAUGGAUUUGGUUCCAACUUGUUCUCAUUUUGAUGCAAACCAUCUGAAGGGGUAAAUUAGGAUGAAAUUCUUUGAAUGCCGCCCUGUGAUGUUUUUGUAGAAAAGGAACAUGUGCUACCCAAACACUGGAACAGGGCUUGAUAAGAGGAGGGAAGACUGGGCUGUUGUUAGAGCUUAUGGCAUGAGCUGGAAACCCUCAAACAAACACAGAGACACGCACACACUCAUACACAGUGAAUACAUGUCCGAUAUCAAUGAGUCUUUCCACAGUUUAACAUAUCUCAGAGCUGAUUAGCGAGCCAUCACCAUCCUUCCCUCAAGGACUUCUCAAGGAAUGCCGUCCAGAAUUCCCCCGAAACUGUUUCCCGCUUUUUAAUGAUACUGAGGACAGAGUGAUGUCAUGCACUGGUGCGUGGUGUGCUAGGCACGGAGGCGCUCACCCCUGCAGAGAGCACCAUCACCUCUCCAAGUAUUUGUGUGUGAGUGUGUGUGUGUGUGUGCAGGAGAGUGAUCUGCCAAGGUAAAGAAUGGCUCAGAGCCCAUGUUUUUUAAUGAAGCCGGUGAGGAGUGUGCAGGGUGGACAGGAUGUGUUAAAAAGAGAGCAGUGUGGAGUUCCCCCUGAAUGAAACGUCUUCAUUAUCCAUACAAGGAAGGAGAAGAGACAGGAAGUGUGCGGGGUAACACAACUGCUGUCUGCGAUUUUUUAAUUUCAAGGUCUCCCCCAAAAUAACUAAUAAAAAAAUGAAGAAAAAAUGAAGACAUGAAGCAUAUUUUCCUCCUCAUCUCAGAGAUAAUCCUGUUACAUAACCAUUGAUAUUUCUCCAUGAGUUAAUUUAUCUUUUUGUGAUGACAUUUACCAAACUAAAUAAAGAGAGAUUUUGUCUUUAACGCCAAAGUAAAAGGUUAAUAAGUGUGCUGUGUUUUUCAUUCAGUGAUAACCUGUACCAAAUGGCGUCUCAGCUGGACUGUGUCACAUGGAACCAGAUGAACACGUUGGCGUCCUCCAUGAAGAGGUGAGCUUCUCCUCCGUUUUUAUUCCUUCUAAAUAACACCCCGCAUCCUUCACUUUUGAACAUUAUUUGUGGUGCUGCAGAGGAGGGGGAUUUGACCAGAUGGCUGUUGGCCUGCUGCCUAAGGAGAUCAGGAAGUGGAAAGGAACAAACUCACAUUUGUGUGUAUGUGUGUGUUUGUGUGCUCUUCUGAGUGUUUGAGACUAUUUUGAAUUAUUUUCAAACUGAGGACACUUUGACAUCUCUAAGAACUUGGUUCAGAUCUAGUUACUUUGUCAGUAUCUUUUUGAAACGUUCAGCGUGUUCACUAAAUUCCUCCUCUCUGCUCCUGACCAUCAGCGGACACGCAACCAGCUAUGACAGCGACCCCACAGUCCCGACUCCAUCCAUGCUGGUCAGUGCCCAGUACCACAUACACACACAUGGAGUCUUCAGGGGACUUCAGGUCAGCCACUGAACAGACAUUUACACACUAUAUGAGUGGAAACAAAUUAGUGCGGUCCAUGAAUACAUUAAAGGUCGUUGCUCUCUCUCUCCUAAAGGAUGUCAGACGGGUCACCAGUAUUGCUCCACCCGUCAUGAGGUCAACAGAGACCAACGAGAAGCGCCCGUUUGUCUGCGCUUAUCCCGGCUGCAGCAAGAAAUACUUCAAACUGUCACAUCUGCAGAUGCACGGCCGCAAACACACAGGUGAGAUUAGGUGACUUAUACUCCCUUUUUCACUGCCCACACUUCAAACUGCCAGCUGCUAUCCAACGCUGUGAGAAAUUGACUCCUCCCUCAAAUAAAUAAAUAAAAUAAAAAGAUUCUAAAAAACCUAGUUAUACCAGAGUUUAAAAAAAAGAAAUAAAAUGAAAGAAUAAAAAAAGAAAAAACAAUUGCUUGCGAAUCCUAGAUCUCCAAAAGCCAGACUACUGAAUGCAACAGGGUCGUGAAGUUUUGAGCAGACUUGCUCUUGAUCAGACCGUCUGAUAAAAAGCAGUCUGCUCAUAGCGUCACUGCCCUGAUGCAUUAAAUUUUCCAGGUUUUGGGGCUUUUCGGCAUGUGGGCUGUCUUCCUUUUGUGUUUUUGUGUAAAGAUAGGAAGACAGCUCAGCACCUGCCCCCUUCAGAUUGGCCAUGUGUGACAUGAUUUUUGUACAGUGCAAUGAAUUUCCUCUUCUCGACUUGAAAAUCAUUGGUGGCACAAUUGUCAUAUUGAUAAUUUUGGAGUUUGUAUGAUAACAAUGAUCGUUUAUCUUGCAGGAGAGAAGCCGUACCAGUGUGAUUUCACGGACUGCGGCCGCAGAUUCUCUCGCUCAGACCAGUUAAAGAGGCACCAGCGCAGACACACAGGUACACCCCUGCAAAGCUAAAAGAGUUUCCUCCAGAGUCGCAGCUUCUUGUUUUUUUUUUUUUCUUCCUGGGAGUAUGAAGUCUUUAAACCUGAAGGGAGUUCACAUUCCACAAUGGAUCAAACUUUAAAACAAAAGAGGGUCUGCUGUAAGCAUAAAUCAGCAUUUUAGACUCCUUUUACAGCUCUCUCCAAGUUGGUUACAAUAAAUGAAUACUUUAAGGAUUUACUAUUUCCUGUCUGAAUUUUAUUCCCAUUAUUGAGGAGAAGGCCGUGACACAGACUUUAAUCAUGUGAAACCCACAAUGACGUAGACAAAGAGUCAUCUUAUUUAAUCAUUUAUGAGAAUUAUUGCUUUAAUUUUUUUAAAUUGUAAUCAGAUUAUUGAACUAUUGAUGUCAUUGUUAGAAGACAGAAGUUAUAACUAAUUUUUUUUAUUAACAACUUUAAAUUAAUGUCACAGAAAUAGACCCAAAAUAAGCUUGAAUGAAUUUUCCUUCAACACAGACUUUAAAAUAUCAUAUUUUUACUUCUUGGAUUUUAACUUAAACAUUUUUUUAAAUUUCACUUAAGUAUAUAUUUGACUGGAUAAAAUAACUUUACUGUUUUUUCAUGAGUAGUUUAAGUUUUCUUAAUGAGUGCUGAACUUGAAUAGUGAAAAGUGGAUAAUGCUUUGAUGUUGUAGAAUAUGUUGAAAUGAAAUGCAGUUUCUUUGAAAAAGUCUAAAUAUAAAUAUGACCUCUCAGCUAUUUAAAUGAUUUUUUUAAGAACAGACUUUUCUCAUGGACUGUAUGUUCUAAUCCUUUGUCUUCACAAUGAUUGCUCCAUAAAACUGACCCUUUGACCCUUACCCGCCCCCUUUUUUUCCAUUUCUUUGGUUUGAACCACCGCAACAUCUGUUAUCAUCUCUGUGUAGGAGUGAAGCCUUUUCAGUGCGAGACGUGUCAGAGAAAGUUUUCACGGUCAGAUCAUCUUAAGACACACACUCGGACUCAUACAGGUAAAACAAGUGCGUAUACCUUUAAUUUUUUUAUCUUUAUUCUUCCAUUGACAUCUUUUUGUGCCGGUAGCCUCUUUGGCUCGAUUAAAGAAAUGAUAACUUGUACCCCAUGAGUUGAAUUCCCUCUAAAGCAACCAUUUUUCCCUCCUUGUCCCUUUGCUGUCAGGUGAGAAGCCCUUUACCUGCCGCUGGUCCAACUGUCAGAAGAAGUUUGCCCGCUCUGACGAGCUGAUGCGCCACCACAGCAUGCACCAGAGAAACCUGACCAAGCUGCAGUCUGCCAUCUGAGCAGCCUGAGGAGGAGGCGGAGGAGGAGGAGGAGGAGGAGGAGGAAGGGGAGGAGGAUGAAGAGGAGGGGGAGGAAGGUGACAAUAUGUUGUGCCAGCUAGCAGGGGAAGCUGCUGGAGCCUGGUCAGCGGUUCUGGUACCGUGCCAGACUGGAUGAAGUGGUGAGCGCAGCUGAUGCCUCCCUCCACCGGCCAGAAUGAAGAGACUCUGGUGAUUCUCAAGAUUACUGAGGCGCUAUUUGAUGUAAAACUCUGACUGACACAACAACAACAUCAUCAUCACAGUUUUCUGAGCCAAAGAGUCUUUAAAGAGCCGGAUGAGGAAGAUGUUAAUACACUAUUUUGGAUAUAUUUUAGUACACUUGCACUGGCUUCUUUUUUUUUUUUAUCAUGUUAGUUGCUUCACCUCAAACAAUGUGCUGGACGAUGUAAAAACUGGAUUAAGGAAAUCGGACAAUGUGUUUUCCGUCCAUUAAGUUGAACACAGAGAAGUUUUGCUUUGGGAAUGUGAACCUUUUCCUUUUCCUAGUAUACGCACUACUUACCUUUUUGCUUUGUAUAUAUGUGGUGUAUUUGCUUCCAUUUAUAGACAUUCCUUUUUGUAUUUUCUGUGUUUUGUAAGUUUAUAAACUCGGACUUGCGUCUUUUUCAAAGA
Xyrichtys novacula (pearly razorfish) is the source of this 9385-nucleotide messenger RNA. The record is from the annotation of a GenBank genome assembly. Lineage: Eukaryota; Metazoa; Chordata; Actinopteri; Labriformes; Labridae.